AUGGCUUUGGUGCCUCCUGCAUGCGCCCCUUCUGAUAGUAGCAAUACUUCAGAAGAUGAAGACCAGGUUCCGAAAUUACUAGAACACGUUGAGGCGAAUGACUUAUCCGAUUUUAGUUCCGAGCCAAAAUCAAUAGAGUCCUCUUUAGAAAGGCUAAAUAUCCUGGACGAUCUAUCUGAUAAUAGUAACUCCAAUAUCCAACAAAAUCCAGAAUCUCCCAUAUCUCCUUACGAAGAAGAUACAGUCCCAUAG
Parnassius apollo (apollo) is the source of this 252-nucleotide messenger RNA. NCBI's taxonomy places the organism in Eukaryota, Metazoa, Arthropoda, Insecta, Lepidoptera, Papilionidae. The record is from the annotation of a GenBank genome assembly.